AUGCUACGAGCUGCAGUGAAAACAACGGUUGAACGCUAUGGACAAAGUAUUCAGCAGAGUGUUCGUACACAAUCGACGCAAACUGCUACUCCGAAACGCAACAGUUUCGCGAAAAAGUUGGCCAUCACAGGUGCCGUAGCUGGCGUUACAGCUGGUGGCACCAUCGCAUAUGCCUAUGUCGAUCCAUCAUUUCGAUCACAGCUGGAAAUAUCGAUACCAUAUUCGAAAGAAUUGUUUGCCUAUACGAUUGGUGAACGUUCAUUAGGGCAAACGAAGCAGCAUGUGAAUGACCUGAAGGAACGCGUUAUAAAAGCCAUCCCACAACCAAAAAAGAAAGCCGAAGAAACGGAAAAACCGUUACUCACAAUCGAACCAUUACCCGAAACGUACAAACCGUCCACGUUGAAUGCAGUCGUUGAUCCUGUCGAUGUAACUGCGUUGCCUGAAGAGAUUCGACCACCUGAACAUGUCAGCAGUGAUAUGCGAGCAGUAAAAAAUCAAGAAUUGGAGGAUUCUCUGAAGGCCGCAUUGGUGUCUGCAACAGCCAAAGUACAAACAGCAACUGAUGCGAAACUCGUCACGAUAUCAGCAAUAAAUGAGCACUCUAACUUGGUUAAGAAAAACGUCGAUGAUGCGCAGAACGCAGAUUGGGAUAAAGUAGCACGAGCCUUGGAAGGAGUUGAAAAGUUGAGUCAUGACGACGCACUCGAUGAAAUCGAUGCAAGGAACUAUCUGGACAGCGUUCGCAAGUUGAUAGGUGACGGUCGUGCAAAUGCAACAACACAAACGAAUCCAUUGUUAACUAACGCAACUGAAACAGUGAAUAAGUUGGGUCAUCAGUUGGACGAAAUGAAUACGUUGAUUGAUAAGUCACGUUCGGAGAGUCGUGUUAUCAACCAAUACAAGGAUCUAAUCGAGAAAAGUCGACAACAGUUCGCCCAAGAACUUAAAUCGAUUUUGCCGAACGUUGAUAUUCAUGCGAGAGAUUCGAAACUAACGGAAGACGAACUUAAUGCAUUGAUUGCACACGCACAUCUGAAAGUAGAUCAGUUAAAGAGGCAACUCACUGAGCAACAGAUAAGAGAAGAACAAAAUAUUGCCCGAGCUAUCGAACAACAGCGAUUAUCUGAUGAGCAGUUCACUGAACGUCGUGUACAGUUGGAAAGACAACAACUGCAACAACAAUCUGAUGUUGACAUUGAGAGAAAGCUGAUCGACAGUCGACGUCAUUGGGAAUUGGAACUUGAAGAGCGUCUGCAGCGAGCUGCGAGUGCUCAUUCGGAACAUCUUGAACAAGUGGUUCGUACACAACGACAACUCUACGAUAUUGAGCAGAGUCAAAAGGUGGAAGAGGCGAUUGAUAAUGAGCGUGCAUUACACAGUCGACAAAUUGGUAUUGCGCAAGCUAAACUUGACGGCCUUGAAGCAGCUCUCAAUUCACGCGUUGCAGCUCAGGACGUGGAGAAUCGGCGAUCGAAACAAUUCUGGAUAGCUUGUCAAAAUUUGGUUGACUCUGUGAUUCAUGGCCGGAGGGGUGGUAUUGAUAUUGAAGAAAGAAGACAGCCUUUGGCGAGUGAGUUACAAGUGAUAAGAGAGGCAAGCAACCGUGAUGAAUUCGUGAAGUGUCUUCUGGAGGCUCUACCGGAUGAAACGAUUUACAAUGGUGUAUAUACCGAACAAGAUUUGAAAACACGAUUCCAGCAUCUAUAUAGGGUUGCUCGUCGUGUGGCAAAGGUGAAGGAAGGUGAUGGUGUGAUGGGUUAUGUAACAUCAAAUCUCCGUAGCGCUGUCACUCUUGACUUGCCCCGUAGAUUUUCUCUUGAUGACAAAAUCGAUGUGAACUCGUUGGACAAUUAUGAGGUGUUAGCGAGAGCGAAGUGGCUUGUUGAUAAUGAUCAUUUGGAGAAUGCAGUGAGAAUGGUUCAACUGUUGAAAGGCGAACCGCACAGGCUUGCACGUGAUUGGAUUAUUGAUACACGUAAUCAUUUGCAAGCCCGUCUGGUUGCAUCGCUACUUGUCACACAUGCUGCUGCGGUCAAUAUACGAUCCGUUUACUGA
Anisakis simplex (herring worm) is the source of this 2058-nucleotide messenger RNA. The record is from the annotation of a GenBank genome assembly. Lineage: Eukaryota; Metazoa; Nematoda; Chromadorea; Rhabditida; Anisakidae.